Molecule: messenger RNA, 975 nt
Organism: Camellia sinensis
Lineage: Eukaryota; Viridiplantae; Streptophyta; Magnoliopsida; Ericales; Theaceae
Source: RefSeq, a predicted model, not a curated record
CCUUUUUAGCCCGUCUAUAAAAGGUCCGCAUAGUCUACCCUCAUUUUAUCCAACUAAAUUACCAGACACACACAUAGAUUCAGAAUGAUGAGGAAGCUAGGCACAAUCGUAGUACUUUGCUCAAUGGCAAUUGCUAUGCCAGUGUUUUGUAGCAUUGCCGAGGAUCCCAAAGAAGUGGAGCAAUGGUUCCACGACUUCACCACAAAAGCAGACCAAAAAGUGACCAAACUUCACUUCUACUUCCAAGAUUUGAGGGACAUAACCACAACCAUAGUGGCUCAAUCCAACACCAGCCUCACAUCCCCCACUUUCUUCGGCCUAAUCUACAUGGUGGACGAUCCACUGACAGUCGGUCCUUCACAAGCUUCCAAGGCGGUGGGUCGAGCGCAGGGACUGUACGGUUUUUCCUCGAAAGAGGACAUGCGUCUGAUUAUGGCCAUUGAUAUAGUUUUCACCGAUGGAACCUACAAUAGAAGCACUCUCACUGUUUUGGGCUCCAACCCAGUAACUCAGACGAAACGCGAAUUGCCGGUGAUCGGAGGGACUGGUGUUUUCAGGCUGGCCCGUGGUGUUGCUCUGUUAAACACCUAUUUUCUCAAUGCUGCCUUGGGUAAUGCCAUUGUCGAGUACACUGUUAUAGUUCAACAUUAUUAAGUUUUAAGUUGUAGUAGUAAUGGUGGAGAGUCUUCUUAUUCUCUGCCUAGUUUGUUUCCUUUCUGUUUUCAUGUUAUGCCUGCCUGUUUUAUUUUUUGUUUUAUUUAUUUUUUCCCCUCGUCUUGUUAGGCAUGCUGUGUGUCGUUUGCUGGAAUUGUGUGGAUUUUUAUGGUAUUUGUGUGCGGUCGUCAUCAAGCUUUGAGUUUUGAUUGUUGUUUGUUGUGACAUAUGUGUUUGGUUCUGUGAAUGAAUAUGUUAUGUAAGAAAAAGCAUGCAAUGCAACUGCACUUAAAUCAAAUAAUUAACCUCUCUUUUGUAUAA